This is a messenger RNA of Ilyonectria robusta, 1098 nucleotides long. RefSeq lists its product as uncharacterized. The transcript has a single exon. Bases 301 to 891 code for a protein of 196 amino acids. The record is from RefSeq and is a predicted model, not a curated record. Lineage: Eukaryota; Fungi; Ascomycota; Sordariomycetes; Hypocreales; Nectriaceae.
GCAAGUGCACUUUGCAAAUCCAAGCACUGGGAGCUCCUCGGCUGGGCGCGUGAGGUUCGGUGAGAGCGAUGCGAAGGGGAGGACUACGACGCGACGGCGUCGGUUGAGACGUGUCUCCGAGUAAUGUGCAGACCCAAGCUCCGAGUGUUGGUGGUGCGAAGUAGCUUGAGCCUGGGUCCAAUGGGAGGGAAUAGGUGGGAUGCGGAAGCGCAAUAUCAAUCAUAAUAAUAACAACACCUUCCGGCAUCAGCCUGCUUCAGCCUGCAGAUCGCUCUCCAUACCUGACCGAGAAAGCGAGAGAUGGCUGAGAUAUACCGGAUUCCACCAUUUCUUGGCUCAAGACUUUCUACGUCUCCCUGCAAGCCCCUGUGCUGCCCUGUUCGGAGGGCGCCUCAAUGUGCUGCGCUGCACAGGGCAUCAUCACAAAAGCUGGGCCCCAGCUGCGGUGUGACCGAACGAUAUAUCGUGAUGUGCUAUGUAAAUCAUUUUGGGGCCAAGCUACUACGUAGUAGACCACCGUCAAGAUGCCCACUACUGGAGAUUACUGGUCAAUGCCUGGCCAUAACAAACCGGGCUCCGUUGAGAGCGGACGUGCUUCCUUCAUGGAAGGGACGGGGAGCAAGCCCAUCUACCCGCGUCUCCCUUCCAGAGGGAUCAUUUAUUGGUUUAUUGGGGGUAAUUGGGGAAGGGAGAGAGUCCAAGAAGAUCAACCCCAAAUGUUGUUUCCCUUGCUUCCUCCCUUGGUGCCGAGUCCAUCCAAAUCGAGGCGUCCCACGCAUGGCGGUCAAGUUUUCGUGGUGUCUAGUACGUACCCGGGCUUGUUUUAGGUGCAAUGGACCUAAGACCAAUUCCGGCGCGGGAGUCGACGUCAGACAAGACGGUCGCCGUUAGCUUCAGACGGUAGCUGAUGUGCUACCAAUGCAGGCAGGUUCCAUUGGGAAGGGCAAAACGGAAACGAGAGACGGGAGCGCUGAGAUUGCGGAGAACCAAACGGGGGCGCAUUGGCUGAUGGCCCAGUUUGUGCAGUCGGGGCGCUGAUGAGGCAUUGCAUGGCUUAAUUUCACAAACCGCCCAGUUCCCUGAAAAGUCAAUGAGCCC